AUGCCAGAGUAUGCCUACUAUGACUACAGCAGCAACUACCUCUCGGGAGGCCUGCAAGAAUCCGACUGCUCGCUGGACUCCAUGCGUCUCGGCGCCAACUGCUUUUCCAUUCCAUCGGCAGCAGCAGCAGCAGCAGGCUCGUGCAAAGGUGCUGAGCAGCGGCCGGCAGCAGUGUGUGAGGCGUUCUUUGGGAUUGCCAACAUCACCACGCCUGCUUGCGGGGGCCUGGGAGUGUGCCACCCGGACGGUCCGAAUCUUGUUCCCACGUGCCUGUGUCACGAUGGGUUCGUGGAGGAUGGAGGGAUCUACUGCAUCGCUGCGGGCUCGCUUCGAAACGGUGACGUGGUGGAGCCGACUGUUCUCACCAAGGGCACAGCAGCAGAGACAGGCAGUGUAUUCACUGCCGACCCUCUCGUGCUCUUCUCGUACGAUUCUGUCAAGGAGGGCUGUGGCACCCAGCUGCAGUUCCAAGCCAACUUCACCUUCUUCAUGUUCCCCACUGCUGCUGCUGCUUCUGCGAGCAACCCCGAUCGCCAGGGGGCCAACGGGCUGGCAUUUGUGAUUUCCGCGACGAACGCAGCAGGAUCUGGCGGGGAGGGGGGAGGGGUGGGGUACGCUGGCAUGGACGCUCGGAGCAUAGCCGUAGAGUUUGACACGUUCACAGAUGCAGCGCAUGGGGACAUGCCCGGCCACCACGUGGGGCUCAACAUUGGCGGCAGCGCCACUUCCGUCAAGGCCGUCCGUGCUCCCUUCCCACUCAACGGCGGCAAUGCGUACACGGCAUGGAUUGACUACAAACCGGGAAGCCCAGGAACUCUGAGGGUGUAUCUCGCUCGGGAUGAUAUCAAACCUGGCGUGCCUCUACUGGAGAGCCCUCUGUCGAUGUGUGACGUGUUGCAGCCAACUGCUGCUGAACCGUCCUUCUACUUUGGGUUUGUGGCGUCUACCGUGGCCCCUUACCUUCAACAGCACGCCAUCCUGGUGUCUCUCAUUCGAACAGAUUGUGCUGCUUCCUUGCUGUGA
This is a messenger RNA of Closterium sp. Naga37s-1, 1023 nucleotides long. The record is from the annotation of a GenBank genome assembly. Lineage: Eukaryota; Viridiplantae; Streptophyta; Zygnematophyceae; Desmidiales; Closteriaceae.